Messenger RNA from Malaya genurostris, 891 nucleotides. RefSeq names its product brachyurin-like. Lineage: Eukaryota; Metazoa; Arthropoda; Insecta; Diptera; Culicidae. The record is from RefSeq and is a predicted model, not a curated record. Gene Ontology annotation, molecular function: serine-type endopeptidase activity. Gene Ontology annotation, biological process: proteolysis. The transcript is spliced from 4 exons. Bases 51 to 818 code for a protein of 255 amino acids.
UAUUUUCCCAACAGUUUGACUCCAGUGUUUUGAAUUCAGCUCUAGUAGAAAUGAAACAAUUCAUACUAUUCACAGUAAUAUGUGUAUUGGGCGCUGAGGCUCUCGUAAAUCGCACACCUAGAUUAAUCAACGGGCACAGUGCUCCUCAUCAGCCUUACAAUGCUUAUGUGCUGUACCUGAACGCCCAAAACUCUGGCUUCUUCGGGGGCGGCUCAAUCAUCUCCGAUCGUCACAUUGUUACAGCCGCGCAAAACAUUCUCGGAUUUACUAGAUGGGAUGUUGGACUUGGAUCAAACAUCUUCACUCAACUGUCCACAAUCACAUCCACCACGGCGACUUCUCAUCCAAACUUCAAUUCUGCCAAUAGAGCGAAUGAUAUUGGCAUCAUCACAUUACCCAAUCCUCUUGUGUUCACGUCGACAAUCGCUCCGAUAGCGCUUCCACCUUUAAAUAACGCGCUUGUGUUGCCAUUAGAAAAUGAACAAGGAACCAUUGUAGGAUUCGGCUUCACAUCAGCAGCAUCUACUACCAGGGCAGACUUCCUUAUACGAUCAUUCCAACGUGUCAUAGCUGAUGCACGUUGCCAACAAGUGUACCAGAUCACCCUACCGAAUCAUUUCUGUGCCGAAGACACAGUUGAAACAUCAAAUGUGUGUAAUGGAGACAUAGGAGCAGGAUUCGUAACGAAUGUACGAGGUAACGCCAUGCUCACCGGCGUGGCUUCGUUAAUUACUCACAGUUGUGACAGCCAGAACCCAUCCGGAUACAUUCGUAUACACACCUACAGACAGUGGAUUCAAACUGUCACCCAAGUCUGAUUUUCAAAAUCGGAAUGAAACUGUGAACAUUCGUGAUGUGAAUAGAAAAUAACCUGUUUAAAAAAACGUUAAA